AUGGGAGAGGUUGAAGCACUUGCCAUUGUGUUGGACCUUGAAUGCCUCCAAAGCUUGAAAUGCCUACAAAUGUAUUUCAGGCAAGCAUAUUGGCAAAUGACCAACUCCCUCAUUUUCCUCACCCCGCUGCCAAACCAGCUCCACCUCGGGAUCCUCCCCGCCGUCACCUGCGCAGCCACUUCUCUCCUCGUUUUCAGCCACCACCCGGUUCACACCCCAGACUCCAGAUCCAUCCAUCCGAACCGUUGGAUCGAAAUCCAACGUCUAAGAGGUGCCCCUGUAGCUCCCGCAGCCACAGCUUCCUUGAUCCAAUCCGGAUCAGGAGAGGAGCACCCGUCCCGCUCCUCGUCGCCUCGUCGCCCCGUCGCCGCCUCCCUCUGCAGUAAACCAGGCCGCGACCAUGCCUCCUCCUCGUCAAAUCCCCGUCGCCCAAGUGCCCGAGGAGAGGAGCUCCUCCAGCAGCCGUCUUCGCCCGCAGCCGUCGUCCUCCGUGCCCAGCAAUUGCAGCCCCGCCGCCGGCUGACCGAACCAGCACCCCGCGCCAAGUUCGUCUUCUUGCUGCGCCGCCGCCCGGAGCUUUCUUCGCCGGAGGCCUUCGCCUCGUCCGCGGCGCCCGAGCACCGCCUGGAGCCGCGACUCCCGUCGGACCUCCUCACUGCCCGAGGCUGCUGCCUCCCCGUCGUCUUCCUCGAGCAGGAGCUCACGCCCGAGCUCCAUCGCCACCCGUUGCCCCUCGCCGGAGCAACACCAGCAGGACCCCGCGGUCUCCUCUGUCCUCUCCUCGAGCCGGCCGCAAGCAGCACCAUCACCAGAAGCACCACGCCAUGGCUGCGCCCCACCGAAGCCUGGAGCUCCAAGUCCGCCAGCCCACCUCCGCUUCGAUCCGGCAGGGAACGGGACCCCGACGACCUCCUGCGACCGGAUCCGGCUCCUCCGACGCACCUUAGAGCAGCCACUGUGGCGCCGUUCCCCUCCGACCCCGUGCAGAUCCGAAGCCCUAGCACCGGGGCCCGCUAUCUCCGUCGCUCUCUGGCCUCCCUGCCUGCAAGCGCCGCCAUCCCCUCGUCGUCAGCUACAGGAGCAGCGCGGCCUCUCCUUCUGUUCGAGCAAGGGAUACGAGCGCGUGCCUGCAUCCUCUGCAUCGCGGUGCUGCGCCUCUGCGUGCCCGUUGACUCCGCCCGAGCCGCUGCCUCACUUGCCGCGGCCCAGGAUCCAGUAACCGGCCCAGCCUCCCGAAGCCCAGCCGCUUCAUCGCUUCCAGCCCAGUGGCCCGAUUUGCAGGUGCCGAUGAUACCAGUGCAGGUGACGCAACCGAGCUCAAGUGGGGGCCCGAUGAAGAUCUUGUUCGUUGUGUUGUUUCUGUUCUUGUUGUUCAGUAGUGGAGCCCAGUUGGGAUGA
Molecule: messenger RNA, 1398 nt
Organism: Aegilops tauschii subsp. strangulata
Lineage: Eukaryota; Viridiplantae; Streptophyta; Magnoliopsida; Poales; Poaceae
Source: RefSeq, a predicted model, not a curated record